Otolemur garnettii (small-eared galago) is the source of this 2565-nucleotide messenger RNA. RefSeq names its product retinitis pigmentosa GTPase regulator (gene RPGR). Lineage: Eukaryota; Metazoa; Chordata; Mammalia; Primates; Galagidae. The transcript has 19 exons. Gene Ontology annotation, cellular component: photoreceptor outer segment. Gene Ontology annotation, biological process: protein ubiquitination; ubiquitin-dependent protein catabolic process; visual perception. The record is from RefSeq and is a predicted model, not a curated record. Bases 100 to 2550 code for a protein of 816 amino acids. Gene Ontology annotation, molecular function: ubiquitin protein ligase activity.
UCGCGGCCGGGGUCGGCGCUGAGGCGUUGCUCUAGGCCCCACCGACUCUCCCCGGUCACACUUUUGACCCAGGUGCAGGCUUCUCGUAAUCCUCACAGCAUGGAAGAUCGCAAGGGGCUGGUGCCGGAUUCUGGUGCUGUGUUUACAUUUGGAAAGACUAAAUUUGCUGAAAAUAUUCCCAGCAAAUUCUGGUUUAAAAGUGAUACACCUAUAUGUCUUUCAUGUGGAGAUGAACAUAGUGCUAUUGUUACAGGAAAUAAUAAGCUUUACAUGUUUGGCAGUAACAACUGGGGUCAGUUAGGAUUAGGAUCAAAGGCAGCUGUCAACAAGCCAACAUGUAUCAAAGCUCUAAAACCUGAAAAAGUGAAAUUUGCUGCCUGUGGAAGGACCCACACCAUAAUUUCAACAGAAGGCGGCAAUGUUUAUGCAACUGGAGGAAAUAAUGAAGGGCAGUUGGGACUUGGUGACACUGAUGAGAGAGACACUUUUCAUUUGAUAAGCUUUUUUACAUCCCAGCACAAGAUUAAACAGCUUUCUGCUGGAUCUAAUACUUCAGCUGCACUAACUGAGGAUGGACAACUUUUUAUGUGGGGUGACAAUUCUGAAGGGCAAAUUGGCUUAAAAGAUGUAACUAAUGUAUGUGUCCCUCAUCAAGUGACCAUUGGAAAACCUAUCUCCUGGAUAUCUUGUGGAUAUUACCAUUCAGCUUUUGUAACAAUAGAUGGUGAACUGUACACAUUUGGAGAAUCUGAGUCUGGGAAAUUAGGUCUUCCCAGUCAGCUGCUGACCAAUCACAGAAUACCUCAGCUGGUGUCUUCAAUUCCUGAUAAAGUGAUUCAAGUAGCUUGUGGUGGAGGGCACACCUUGGUUCUCACAGAGGAAUCUGUGUAUGCCUUUGGGCUGGGACAAUUUGGUCAGCUGGGUCUUGGCACUUUUAUUUUUGAAACUUCAGAACCCAAGGUCCUUGAGUACGUUAAGGGUGAGAAAAUAAUUUCUAUUUCCUGUGGAGAAAAUCAUACAGCUAUGAUAACAGAUACAGGUGGUAUAUAUACUUUUGGAGAUGGUCGACAUGGAAAAUUAGGACUUGGACUAGAGAAUUUUACCAAUCGGUUCUUUCCCACUCCCUGCUCUGUUUUUUUGAAGUUUAUGGUUCAGUUGGUUGCUUGUGGUGGAUGCCACAUGCUAGUCUUUGCCACUCCCCAAGCUGGUAUGGCAGAAGAACUCGAAUUUGAGGCAACAAUUGAUUCUGGUUUACCUGCCCCAGCUUUUCGGCCCUUUGGCAGUCUGACCUCAGGAAACACACUGACUAGAACUCUGUCAGCACGUGUGCGGCGAAGAGAGAAGGGGAUGUCUCCAGAACCUGUUCGAAUGACGCGAACACUACCUCCAAUAGAAGGGGCUACCGCUGCACCUGCUUUGUUUUCCCCUAGUUCAUUCCCUUUCCAUUUGCCUAAGGCUAGACCACCACUGAGAAGACCAUCUAUAUUGGGGCUCAUUCCUCCAGGGGACCCAGAUUAUUUCAAAGGUAAAAUAACCAAAGAGAAAGAGGGAGAAAAUUCUUCCACAGAGGAUUCAGAAAGCCUUGGAGAAACUACUGACGUCUUAAAUAUGACACAUAUAAUGAACCAGAAUUCCAAUGAAAAGUCAUUUUACUUAACACCAGUUCAAAGACAAAAGAAACAAGAAACAGUUGAGAAACUGAUGCAGCAUACAGCUCAUACUGAAACUGGUGCUAGUAAUGAAUAUGAAGAGAAGUCAGAAAUGAAAGAAGAGAUAAUAUAUAAACAGCAUUUGGCUAAAGGGAUAUACAUGUUGCAAGCAGCUGCAACCAUGGAAGAAUUUUCAGAUGAGGAAGUAGGGAUCCCAGAGGAGCAGGAAGGAGCAGAGGAUUCAGAAGGAAGUGAAAUAGAAAAGGCAGAGUUAGAGACACCAGAGGAAAAUGUGGAGGUGCAUGGAGGAAGAAAGGAAGAAGAAACAGAGAACCUGUCAGAUGACCUUUCAGACAAAGCAGAGGAUCACAAAGUGUCAGAAAUAGAAGAAACAAAACCAGAAAGUGUGCCUGAGAAAAUUGAAGCUGAAAAUCUGGAAGGUGAGAAGGAAACUGCAGAAGGUGAUAAAAUUGUUCCUGAAGGCGCCCACAGUGAAACUGAAGAGACAGAAAUAACCAGUGACUCAGCUAAAAGCAUUGAAAAGGAAGAAAAAGCCAUCCCCUUGGAUCGGCCCAUUCGUGACUACAAUGAAAAUCCAAAAGGAAACAUGCAUGAUGGUGCAAAGAGCAGUUCUUCAGAAAUCCUGGGAGGUAAUGAAUCAACACCAAGUAAAGACAUGAAAAAAUCAAAGAAUGUUUUCGUGUUCAAAAGGCUGUCAAGGGCAAGUCUGAAAAGUAUGCACAAUAUUAAUGAGCCACUUCCAGAGACAAAACCAAUAGGAGAUCAAAAAGCUUUGGAAAACAAUAAAAAAGAUGCUAACCAGAAUCACAACGGUCAAAAUCAGCAGACUUCUUCACCUGCGAGUCUAGAGAAAAGAUCAAAAUCUUGUACAGUACUAUAAGUGCAUAUUUAUGUU